Drosophila innubila is the source of this 1953-nucleotide messenger RNA. It is a transcript of the gene ais, whose product is annotated as probable ATP-dependent RNA helicase DDX52. Gene Ontology annotation, molecular function: RNA helicase activity; ATP binding; nucleic acid binding. The coding region runs from base 1 to 1776 and encodes 591 amino acids. The transcript has 3 exons. The record is from RefSeq and is a predicted model, not a curated record. Gene Ontology annotation, biological process: maturation of SSU-rRNA. NCBI's taxonomy places the organism in Eukaryota, Metazoa, Arthropoda, Insecta, Diptera, Drosophilidae.
AUGGAUACACAUGAUAUAUUUAAACAAUUAACAGCAGGUGUUCGUUUUACCAAAAAGCGUACGGCGCCCUCAGCAAACACAAAGUUUGCACACAUUAUAAAACAGGAUACGGAGGAUAUUAAACCGGAUACCAAGUCAGCCAAAGUGCCAAAGCUAUCAGAGGAAUGCACAGCAACUACACAGUUUCGAUUACUUGCUGACGCUGUCGGCACUCCGGCAAAUGAGCCCAAACGUAAGAAGGUUAAAAAGGAAUUGUCAUCGGAGCAGUUGGAGCAACAGCAGCGUGUGGAGCAUAUCAGUUCCCUGCGUAAGCAGCACAGCAUAACAGUGCUGGGCAAGGCUGUGCCAGCGCCCAUUACCAGCUUUGACGAGCUGAAUUCCGCAGAGUACAAUCUGUUGCCGCGUCUCAAGGAGAACCUCUUGUCCUAUGGCUUCCCACAGCCGACGCCUAUUCAAAUGCAAGCACUGCCCGUGCUGCUCAAGAAUAGAGCUCUAAUGGCCUGUGCACCAACUGGAUCAGGUAAAACCCUAGCCUUUCUCACGCCCAUCAUCAAUGGACUGCGUAGCCACAAGACAACUGGAUUACGUGCGCUUGUGCUUGCACCCACCCGUGAGCUGGCCCAGCAAAUCUAUCGGGAGUGCAUAGAGCUAACGAGAUCAACGGGUCUGCGCACGCACUUCAUCAGCAAGGUGAGCGAGGCACGGCAGCAACAUGGACCGGAUUGCAAGCAGAAGUACGAUAUAUUGAUAUCCACACCGAAUCGUGUGCGUUUCCUGCUGCAGCAACAGCCUCCACUGUUGGAUUUCAAGGGCAUUGAAUGGUUUGUGCUGGACGAAGCUGAUCGACUUAUGGAGGAGGGACAGAACAACUUCAAGGAGCAGCUGGAUGACAUCUACACAGCCUGCACACAUGCCCAGAAACGUGUGGCCUUCUUCAGUGCCACCUACACGGUGCCCGUGGCCAAAUGGGCCUUGAGGCAUCUCAAAAAUCUGGUGCGUGUGACAAUUGGCGUGCAGAACAGCGCAACGGAUACAGUGCAGCAGGAGCUGCUCUUUGUGGGCUCCGAGAGUGGCAAACUGCUGGCGGUGCGUGAAAUGGUCCGACAGGGAUUGCAGCCACCAGUGCUGGUCUUUGUGCAGAGCAAGGAGCGGGCGAAGCAGCUGUUCGAGGAGCUGCUCUACGAUGGCAUCAAUGUGGAUGUCAUCCAUGCGGAGCGGUCGCAACAUCAGCGCGACAAUUGUGUGCGCGCCUUUCGCGAGGGUCACAUCUGGGUACUCAUCUGUACGGAGCUAAUGGGACGCGGUAUUGACUUCAAGGGCGUCAAUCUGGUCAUCAAUUAUGACUUUCCGCCGACAACCAUCUCCUACAUUCAUCGCAUUGGACGCACAGGUCGUGCAGGACGUCCCGGACGUGCCAUUACCUUCUUUACCCAAGAUGAUACGGCCAAUUUGAGAAGCAUUGCGCAGAUAAUUAAGAAUUCCGGCGGAACGGUGCCGGAAUACAUGCUGCAAAUGAAAAAGGUGCGCAAAUCGGAGGCAAAGAUGCGUGCCAAGAAGCCGCUAGAACGCGAGGAUAUAUCCACCAAAAUCCGACCGGAAAAGCUGCCGCUGCCCAUGAACCUGGACAAACCGCAGCAAAAGCCACAGCCAAACGGUAAAGCUUCCAAGCAAGCAAAGAAAAAUAAAUCCGAGACCAAUUCAAAAAAUGAUAAGCAAAAGAAAAAGAGCAAAGAUAGCUCAAAAGCUAAAAUCAAAAAGGACAAAAAAAGUAAAUAAUGUUAAGAAAUAAAUUGUUUUAUAUAAAUUAAGCAAAUAUAUAUAUUUAUUAUAUUAACAAAGGAUUGCUUAAAAGUAAAUGGAAGUUUGUUAAAAAAAACAAUUUAUCUUAAAAGGAUGCUACAAAUUAAAAUGGAAAUUCAUUCAAGAAAAUAUACUUAGAUUCUUCAUCUUGAU